Molecule: messenger RNA, 2348 nt
Organism: Brienomyrus brachyistius
Lineage: Eukaryota; Metazoa; Chordata; Actinopteri; Osteoglossiformes; Mormyridae
Gene: ecd
Product: ecdysoneless homolog (Drosophila)
Exons: 14
Coding region: 185-2116 (643 amino acids)
Cellular component (GO): nucleus
Source: RefSeq, a predicted model, not a curated record
UUCCCGGUCGGGACGGUUUGAUAGUCGCGGAACACAGCAGGCUGUGCGGUGAGAGUAUGAAGUGAGUGAUCCGUGGUACGUCAGCCUCUUUACAACAUUACAGAAAUUUGGAAUAUUCGCUUUGUAAUACAGAAGGUCAUAAUUCAUGGUUUGAAAACAGGAAAGAAGGCUCAUAACUAUCAGUAUGGACGCCCUCAGACGGCCUGCCGUGCUUGAUGAUGUGGUUCAGUAUCAGUUAUUUUUAGCUACACCUGAUUCCUCUAAGCCCCGUACCCGCAACACAGAGUAUCUGCAGCAAUUGGUACAGAAGAUCCUCGCAGAGUUUGCCCCUCUCCUAGUUCAAUACAUUUGGCAACAGGAACCCUUCAAUAUCAACUACUAUCCAGAAAAAGGAGGUGUUCCUGCCUAUAUUGGAGGUUCCACUAAGUAUGGAGAUAACGUAGAGGAUGAGUGGUUCAUUGUAUACCUUCUUCAACAGAUCACGCUUGCAUUUCCUGAACUUGCUGCCAGAGUUCAGGACAACGACGGGGAGUUCCUCCUUAUUGAAGCUGCAAAUUACCUUCCUAAAUGGCUGAAUCCAGAGAGCAGUGAAAAUAGGGUAUUCUUUUACCGAGGGGAACUGCACAUCCUGCCUGUACCUUCCCAAGCUGGGGACAUGGGCUGGCCAAAGCAUAUGGUCCCCAGCGAGGAGGAAGCCUUGGCCUUCCUUGUUACACACAGAGAAGCCUGCUUGGCAAGCAGCAGAAUCCGCUCUGCAGUUAGGAAAAAGAUUGAAGGGUACCCUGAGAAGAUCCGCAACAAUUUGCAUCGUGCUCACUGUUUUGUCCCAGCUGGGGUAGCUGCCGUUCUGGCCAGACGGCCGGACCUCAUCGCCCCCGCAGUGUCUGCCUUUUACUUGCGAGACCCUCUGGACCUCCGCGCCUGCCGCACUUUCCGCACCUUUCCACCAGAAACCAGAGUCCUCACCUCAGUGCUCUUCACGCGGUGUCUGUACGCUCAACUUCAACAGCAGCACUUCACCCCAGACCGACACAGCCGCUUCAUUCUUCCCCUCCGCUCGCAGCCGCAUUACCGCGCCCACGAGCUGGGCAUGAAGCUGGCCCAUGGUUUCGAGAUCUUGUGCUCGAAGUGUAGCGGGCCAUCCUCGGAGCAAGACGUCCCUGUCAGUGGUAAUCCCCUCUGGAAGGGAUUUAUUGAAAGUCUAGAGAAGAGCGGCUACUUCAGAGGAGAGUUGGAGGGUUCUGCCCACCAUAAAGAACUAAUGUCGCAGGCGGAGUCUUUCUUCAAGCAAUCCGUCACCCCUCCACACAGGUCCCCUGGGGAAGAAGUUCUACAAGUUCUACAAAGCUCCCCAUAUAGUAUAGAAGAGAUGAAGGAACAGGAAGCCAAUUUACCUCCUGAGGACAGUGAUAGCUGGCUCGACAUCUCACCCCAGGAACUGGAUCGUCUUCUAGAAGAGACGACAGGUUUUGGUACCAGACAGUCAAACUUGGGUCAGGACAACAAGCAGGAGGGAGCAAAGUAUGACGAGGCGAGCUACAGCCUGGUAGCAGUGACACAGGGCGUGAAGAACUUCAUCAAGACAGUGUCAUCACACGAGGGAGCCGAAUUUCCCUGGUCCCAUUCACAUGAGCCCUUCAGUUUCGAUCCCAGCUCCAUGGCCAACACUUUGGAAAAACUCCUUGGAGGAAACGCUGAAGAGUUGGAUUCAGAUGAUCUGGAAGAUGACAGCAUCGAUGAUGAUGAUGAUGAUGAUGAUGAUGAUGACGAGGUAAAUGAAGGUACUGCGGUACCUGAGGGAAGAAGUGCAAAACUUGGAGGGGAGACAGGAGCUGAAGAUUUGGGCAGCCUUAGGAGAUAUAUGGAAGAGAUGGACCACGAACUGAAGGAUACAAACAUCGGACAAAGCUUCUGCAAGGCUCAGGCCAUGGACAAAUCGGGUGUUGCCGAAGCAUUCGCACCAGAAGAGGAUGAGAUCCAGCCUCUGAAUGUAGACCUGAACCUGGUGGCUAAUCUCCUGGAGUCCCUCAGCUCCCAGGCGGGAUUGGCAGGGCCUGCUUCCAGUCUCCUGCAGAGCAUGGGUGUCCACCUGCCACCAAACGCUGACCAACCCUGAGCCCAAGACGUCAGACCCCCUCAACAAAUGGCUGUGGUAGCAGCAGCGUGAAAAACUGUUGUCAGAUUGAAAUUAAGUAACUCUGACAUCUUUAUUCGUAAUCAUCAUUUUUCCACAUAUGAAUGAGAUUCCUUUUUUUAGUCCUAUUAUUAUCUUAAAUGAUAUGGAUGCUCACGAAAAUAACAUUCUUUGAAUAUUAUACAUUUUGAAAUAAACUUAUUUUGUAAAGAUG